This is a messenger RNA of Dunckerocampus dactyliophorus (ringed pipefish), 5734 nucleotides long. It is a transcript of the gene garem1, whose product is annotated as GRB2 associated, regulator of MAPK1. The record is from RefSeq and is a predicted model, not a curated record. The transcript is spliced from 6 exons. Gene Ontology annotation, molecular function: proline-rich region binding. Bases 1056 to 3440 code for a protein of 794 amino acids. NCBI's taxonomy places the organism in Eukaryota, Metazoa, Chordata, Actinopteri, Syngnathiformes, Syngnathidae. Gene Ontology annotation, biological process: cellular response to epidermal growth factor stimulus; epidermal growth factor receptor signaling pathway.
UAUUAAAAUAAUUUUAAAUACAUUAUAUUUUAAUCAUUUGUAUUUUUUAAUUACCAGUAUUUUUUAAAAUUAAUAAAUUAAGUCAGUAAUUUGUAAAUAUGUGAUAAUACAGGUCAAAUGCACAGCAAUACAUUAACUCUAAAAAAGGCCACAAUUUUGUUUAUCUUUAUGCAAAUUAUUAUUAUUUUUCAUCAUGCAUUGAGAUUUUACACUUUGUUGGGCGGUCCCUGAAUGCACCAUAUUUGUGCCGAGUUGCCAAAGUUUGUUUGGCUACGGCAGCACUACCGUCAUCAAUCAUCUCAUUGUCAUUCAUUAGUGGCGAGUCCCGAUACAUUCUAUACUUGAAACGUGUUCGAGUGUGUCAGCGAGUCGCAGAUGACAAAACGAGACUUUAUCGGCGUAUCAGUUCCUAGCGUUCUCUUCACUAUUUGCUGGUGGUCCUGGAAGGUAACCCGUCUGAGAAGCAGGGAUCUAAUGUAAUGUACUUUUCCUUGCAGUGUACUUAUUAUACAUUCUUCAUGAUUCUCAUUGCUUUUCUGGUUCCUCGAGAGGCCUGCAGGGAGAUACUGUGUAGCCGUCAUCCAGGGUGUUUUACAGUAAACGCUACCGUCAGCCAAUACAGGUUAUUUUAAGGUUGACUGAUAUCACACGCAUAUUGCUUCAUCUUAAAUGAAGUAACUGAUCCAAACAUGACGCACUGACGUUGAAAAGGAGGUUUGUGCAUCAAGCAAUGCGUGAGUGACUCACCUCACAUGCGUAUAAUUUGUAUCUGAGACCGAGCACUUUGUAAUCGAUCAGCUGGUUGCCCCUGAGGGCCUUCAGGGAAAGUUGGAAAUCACCGAGACUCUCCUCGAACCUUUAAAAGGCAACACAUCAAGUUAAAAGUCACAUCGAGGUGCAUGUGGUUGGAUGAUGGCGGUUGGAAGCGUGCCUCUUCUUUUUGUAAAAGGUGAUUCCUCUUUGAAAGAAGGCCACGGCCAGAUGCUCGUCCUUGCUUAUGCUGCAAUCAAAGGCCUGACAACGACAAGUCCGAGUCACUUCCUCCACAAGAACAAAUGAAAAAUGGCCAGCUGGUGGAAGGGCUCAGAGACAAUGACUACCUCUUGAUUCAUUCCUGUCGUCAGUGGACAACCAUUACUGCUCACAGUCUCGAGGAAGGACAUUACGUGAUUGGACCGAAAAUAGAGAUCCCUGUUCAUUAUGAGGGUCAAUUUAAGCUACUGGAGCAGGAUCGAGACGUCAAAGAGCCGGUGCAAUACUUCAACAGUGUGGAGGAGGUGGCCAAAGCGUUCCCCGAGAGGGUUUACGUCAUGGAAGAAAUCACAUUCAAUGUUAAGAUGGCUUCAGGGGAAUGCAAUGAAGACACUGAAGUUUAUAAUAUAACACUAAGCACUGGCGACGAGCUGACACUAAUGGGCCAAGCUGAGAUCCUCUACGCCAAGACCUCCAAAGAAAAAUCGAGAUUUAACACCAUUUUCAAGAAGAUCGGCAAGCUAAACUCCAUCAGCAAGAUGGGUCGGGGCAAGAUGCCCUGCUUGAUUUGCAUGAACCAUCGCACCAACGAGAGCAUCAGCUUACCUUUCCAGUGCAAAGGCCGCUUCAGCACCUGCAGUCCGCUUGAGCUCCAGAUGCAGGACGGCGAGCACACCAUCCGGAACAUCGUGGAGAAAACCCGGCUGCCGGUGAACGUCACGGUGCCCAGCAGUCCGCCUCGCAACCAGCAUGACCUCCACCUCAUCCGAGAGGGCCAUCGCUACAAGUUGGUCAACAUCCAGACCAAGACUGUGGUUGUGUGCUGCGUUCUGCGAAGCAACAAAAUAAUCCCCAUCCACUUCCCCUUCCAUACGGCUCUGCCUCGAUUUAUUAUCCCCGAGGAGCUCCUGCAAGGAGAGUUGUGGCUGGACACCAUGGUGCAUCGCUGGUUCUCCUUCUGCCAGGAGCAGUUUGACAUUGACGACUAUUCCCGUGCGGUUCGGGACGUGCGGACAGACUGGAACGACGAGGGGAAGAGCCCGAAAAAGCAGAGCAGCGGGAACGGUAAUUGCUGCGGCGGCGGAACCUCGAACGGAUGUCCGAACAGCAUGCAGAUUCCCAGCUCUUUAACGUACGCCCGGGAUGAACUGACACAGUCCUUCCACCGACUCUCUGUGUGCGUUUACGGUAGCAACCUGCAUGGUAACAGUGAGGUCAACCUGCAUGGAUGCAUGACCCUGUGUGGCGACUGGGCCCUUCUGCCCUCGGACAGCGUUCCAGUGGACUCGGCGGAAAAUGAACACUUUCUUCCCGAAAUGUUGGACUGCCCGAACCAGCAAGCAUCAAUCAAGUCUGAUGUUCCCUAUGAGGAGCUGUGGUUGGAUCACCUGAGAAGCCAGUCUUCUUUAACCGAGGGAAUCCGAGGUCUCAACAACGGCUGCGCUACAACCGCAGCGAGCCUGUCUUACCCGGUCACGAGUCCUCUCGCAUCACUUCCGACUCAGGAUGUGUCCCUCACACCGCCGCCAGUCCCACCCAAAUCCGAAGCUGUGAAAGAAGAAUGCCGAUUGUUGAACGCCCCGCCAAUUCCGCCACGAAGUCUUAAACAGAUGCCAUCGGUACCGAUUCUGUCAAAGCCUCGCCAGAAAGAUACCCGCUCGCCAAGUCCAACCCUCUCCUAUUACUCAUCUGGGCUCCACAGCAUUAGUGGAGCAUCAGAGCAAGAGGUGUCUGAUCCGAAAAGCAGCUCGUGUUACCCGUGCAACUGGACCCAGCUCACCGGCGGUGAGCCCAACGCCAUCUCGCCGAGCGGGAGCUUGUCCUCCAGGUUGUCUUGGCCAAAUAACUUCAGCGGAACAGAAAGUCAUGCUUUGGAUGACUUUCUCCCCGCCGGCUGCCGCAGUUACUACAGUUAUCCCAGGAAGAGGUCCACGAGCAACCCCAAAACCUGCAGCCUUGUGGAGUUUGACGCGCGCAGCAGUAAAAGCCUCAGCCUGCGGAGCGUGUCUCGGAGUCGCUCCUGCACCAAAUCGUCCAGCUAUAAUUCAGAAAUGUACAAAGAUAGAGCCAUUGAAGAAUGCAACACCAAGCAGAGCCUCUCCUGCCCUAUUUUACCCCCAAGAACAGCAAAGUCCAACAGCAGUAAGAAGAGCCCAGAAACAACAUCUGGACCAGCCUCUGGCAGCGAGCAGGACUCCUCAACUACACAAGACCUAAUAAGCUCCACCUCCAAGCAUCAGUGGCAGCCCCCGCCUAGCCUGGCCGGCCUCUCUAUUGAGGAGGUGUCCAAGUCCCUGCGCUUUAUCGGCCUGCCCGACGACGUCGUCUUCGUUUUUACCUCUGAGAAGAUAGACGGGAACUUGUUGAUGCAGCUCACAGAGGAGAUUCUCUCUGAGGACUUCAAACUCAGCAAACUGCAGGUGAAGAAACUCAUGCAGUUCAUUAACGGAUGGAGACCGAAGAUAUGACACAAGACCCUCAUGCCUUCAGUGUACGGAUGUCAUACUACAGUAGAUCCCCGUUAUUCUAUGCUCAUAGAAUGUUCAUGCUCUUCUCAUACCCUACUUUGAAUUUUAAAUGCAGUUUUACACAUGAAGAAACAGUGACAGGCAUAAAGUAUACAUCACGUCUUGUCAAAGCAUCUUUCUGCUGGAAGAGGAGUCAAUUGAUUUGUGAGCCAGAUCUGCUGGAUUCAUAGCUACAGCACUGUCCCCUGCAGAUAGCGCCGUCAAACUACUUUCUAUUUAAAUACCAUCAAAAACCCAAACUGAAUAAGCGGGGAUCUACUGUAAAUGCUAUGCACCCCCUCUUCCAUAGACUACUUCCUGGUCACUGCAUGGUGAGGGAACACAUCUUGCCCUUUAAAUGUGGGACUGCUAUUUGCUAACCAGAUAGAAUCAUUUCGCACUUUUAAUGACUUUGUUUGUAUUUGUUAUGUCAGCUACUUUGUUCUAUUCUUGUCACCUGCACAUUGAAGCCAAGUAAAAUAGGGAACAAACCAAAGGAGAUUAGACUGCGGGGUUAUUGUAUUAUUGCGACCCUUUCAGGUUGUCAUUGUCACAAAAGGGCUCGACUUUCAGCUCCCCCCCUUUAAACCGACAGUACAGGGGGCAGCGUGUUGCUAUGGUACCUGCUACGCGACGCUUGUAUCAAUGUACGCAUGCUAUAUAUCCACGUAACCAAACCACUUUCAGGAAAACAGAAGACAAAUCAAACUACAAGCACUUAAAUGGGCAAAUGUCAAAACAAGCGUGCAGUCAGCAACCAUCAUAUCAUGAAUAAUUUCAUAAAACAAAACACUAAGACAUCCUUUGAAAGAUAACACUAAGCUCUUCCAAUGGUACGUGCAUCAUUGGUCUACCGUUAAAACUCACUGAGUAGUAAAGAUAAGUACAUUUCCACUUUUCCAGUAACCAUCAGAGGCUUUACUUUGAUACCAAAAUCAUCCAUGUAAACAAACAUCUGAUUUUGGAUUAUGUCUUUCUAGCAAAACGCAUCAUGUAUCGAUUCACAAACCACCUCGUUCACCGCCAAAUGUUGACUAUCCUGAAUUGUGCUGCUUUUUGCCGUUAAAACGCGACACUAACCAGUUCUUUCUCCCGACUAAAGUAACACUUUUAACAGAAGACGAGUCAGGUGACGCGUGAAAGGCCCGUUGUCAUGGGAACAAUCAACGCUUUAACGGUCAACAUGAGAAUGAAAGUUGCUGCCUUGAAGAACAACUGAAGGAAAUUAAGAGAAUAAGCUCUUUGCUCUAACGGUAAAAUAUAAAAAAAAUCACGUCCCAUUUCCGCAAGUCAACCACUGCCAUCAAACUAAUUGUGCCUUUUUGUCUCCGUGUCCAACUGGAACUUGUACAAACAUCCAACAUGCAUCACGCACUUUUACUGCAGUAAAGCUCAUCAAAUAUGAUCAACUGAUAAAACACACGUAAAUGCACUACACUAAAACGGUACUAAUUUGUUGUCGGUACGUACCUGAAGCCUGUCCUGGAAGGCCUUAAAAAUGCACACGUCGUUUUGGCUAAACAUUUGUAUUGUGCAAGUAUUACAUUCAUAUUAAAAUACACACACUGUGUAGUUCGGUGUAUUUUUAAGAAGAUUAUGGCCACAAAAAUAGUGAAAUUGUGAGACAGUGAGAAUGAAGUGGGAAUAUUACAAGAAAAAAAAGCUGUGGUCGUAAUACUCCUUUGUAAUUUAGCUGCACAGUGAAGGACGGUUUUGCUGAAAUGAAAUAUCGGCUUGUAGUACGUAGUUUUUGCUGUAUAUUUAUGCAGUUUGUUGCCUCUUUAACUAUGCAGUGUUGUUGUUGCGUAUGAAAAGAACGUGGCUGAUAAAUGAAGGUGCCUCCACAUUUAUACCACAUUUGUUGCCCGUUUCUCCCCCCCCCCCGUCCUGAAAUGUUACAUGCUUAUUUGGACUUUUCUAAUAUGCAAUUGUAUUUUUUAAGAAAGUGAUUACUAAUGUCAAAUAUUUUUUUAAUUGAGAAAAGCUUAUGUUCCUUUUUUGUAAAAAUGAUUUCUUUCUCAUUUUUGUAAGCCCACACACACACACAACGUAAAGUAAUGCUCAGCCACGUGAUUGACAUGGACAUAAUUCCUUGUACGUAUGUACUUUGGCAGGUAACAUGAUGCUUACGUGUUCUAUGCAACAGCCAUGGUUCCCCAAGGAGAACACGUGGAGGAGCAAACAAUAUACUGUGUUACCAUAUGCACAUGAGUAUUACAUACUGUAUAUAUUAAAGAAUGUACAUGCCAAAGAAA